Raphanus sativus (radish) is the source of this 2415-nucleotide messenger RNA. RefSeq names its product MAR-binding filament-like protein 1. The record is from RefSeq and is a predicted model, not a curated record. The transcript is spliced from 4 exons. Lineage: Eukaryota; Viridiplantae; Streptophyta; Magnoliopsida; Brassicales; Brassicaceae. The coding region runs from base 61 to 2226 and encodes 721 amino acids.
UUUGCCACACAUAUCCAAUCUCCAAAUUAACUUUUACUUCUUUCUUCCCCGGAGAAGAAGAUGGUUGGUUUCCUCAUAGGGAGCACUUGCUCCGCCCCUUCUCCUCCUCUCCACUCUUCUCGCUUCCUCCCUUCUCCUCAGUCGCGGUUCGUGCUUCUCUGCUCUAGCAAUGCCGCCAAGUCCAAGCGUCGCAGACCAUCAUCAGCUUCUCUACGCUGCCAAGACGCAACCCACGACGCCUUUUCCCUCAAAAGACGAGAUUUUGUUCUCGUGGGUCUCUCCCUUCUUCCCUUCUUACAGCUUCCAUCCCCUGCUUCCGCCGAUGAAAGAGGAGACGACAGUGAGAUUAAGACAUCAAAGCUUAAUCAAGAAUCUGAGGUUGCAGUUAGUGAAGGAACAACAACAUCUCCAAAUACAUUUCUCUCUCUCCUAAACGGUCUUGGCAUUUUUAGUUCUGGUGUUCUCGGCGCACUCUACGCACUUGCUCUUAAAGACACUGAAGCUGCUCAGGAAACCAUCGAAUCUCUAAAGAACCAGUUGAGAGACAGAGAAAGAGCAUUGGUUUCAAUGGAGAAGGACUUUGAAGCAAGAAUCCAGCGUGAGGAGGAUGAGUGGGACAAGGAAAGAAAAAAGGCAGAAGACGAACGAUUCUCAUUGAUCAACCAAUUGAAUUCCGCAAAGGAUGUGGCGGAGGGAUUAGGCAAGGAGUUAAGCAGCGUGAAGAAGAUAUCUGAGGAUCUUAAAGCUCAGAUAGGAAACCUGCAAAGUAAUCUGUCAAAGGCUGGUGAAGACAAAAGGACACUCGAGACAGAGCUCAGAGAGAAGCUUGAUUUGGUUGAGGGGCUACAAGACCGGAUCAACUUGCUUAGUUUAGAGCUGAAAGAUAGUGAAGAAAAGGCUCAACGUAUUAGCGCUUCUCUAGCUGAGAAAGAAGCAGAACUGAAGAAACUCAACUCUGUUUACGCUCAAACGAGCCGAGAACUUGCUGAAGCAAAACUAGAAAUCAAACAGCUUAAGGAGGAAGUCACAAGAAGACAGACUGAAAUAGACUCCAAGAACUCUGCCAUUGAGGAACUAGACACCAGAAUAAGCACUUUAGUGGCUGAGAAUGAGAGUUACAUCAAAAAGCUUGACGAUGUUUCAAAAGAUUACAGUGCUUUGAAACUGACUUCUGAAACGCGAGCAGCUGCUGAUGCAGAGGUCAUAAGAAGUAGAGAGGAGGAGAUUCAGAAGGUUAAUGAAAAGCUGGAUGAUGCGCUAAAGGAUGUAAAUGAGAGUAAAGACAAAGUUGCUGACCUUACUGAGAAGUACGAAGAUGCAAAGAGAAUGCUGGAGAUAGAACUCACUAGUGUACGUAAUUUGAGACAUGAGCUCGAAGGAACAAAGAAAACACUCCACGCGUCAAGAGAUCGUGUCUCUGACCUGGAGAAGAUGCUUGAUGAGUCGAGAGCUUUGUGUUCGAAGUUCGAAUCAGAGGUUUCAAAAGUUCACGAGGAGUUUGAUAAAGCCAAGGAAAGGUAUGAGAAGCACCUUGCUGAUGAAAGAAGAGACGGUGAGGGUUUGGCUAGGGAACUUGCAGUGGAGAAAGAUCAUCUGAAGAAAGCUAGAGAGGAGAUUGAGGGACUGAGACAAGAGCUAGAAGAGUCUUCUGUCAAGAACCAGAGCCUCCAGAAGGAGCUAGUGGAGAUUUACAAGAAAGCUGAAACCACUAACAAGGAACUGAAAGAGGAGAAAGAGACUGUUUCGGGAUUGGAGAAAGAGGUGAAAGCAAUGGAGAAGCAGAUGUCGAUGGACAGGGAAGCCAUGAAAUCCCUUGAGACAGACCUGGAAGAUGCAGUUAAGUCUUUAGAUGAGAUGAACAAGAACACAACGACACUUUCACGAGAGCUCCAGAAGGUGAAUACCGAUGUCUCUAGCUUGGAAGACGAGAAAGAAGUGCUUCAAAGAUCACUAGAAGAGGCAAAGAAGGCGUCAAAGGAAGCUAAAGCAAACGUGGAAGACGCACACAACGUUGUGAUAAGUCUAGGAAAAGAGAGGGAAGUGCUGGAAAAGAAAGUGAAGAAACUGGAGGAAGACUUGGGCUCUGCAAAGGGAGAGAUACUGCGCAUGAGGAGCCAGCAGGAUUCUGUAAAAGCUGUGAAUAGUUCGGAUGAUGAAGAGAAGAGUGAUGAUAAGGUUACUGCAAAGAAAGUUGUCAGGAGGAGAAAGAGCAGCACCAGUUCUUGAAAGAGACAAAAGGUUAUAUAAUGACCAAAACUUGCUUCUUAUCAUAUAUAACUCUAAUCCAUUACUUGUAGCCAGUUUUAAAUUUGUGUAAAUCUUGAGAAGAGUGAGAAGUUUAAUUCAUAAGCGAUAUGUUAAAGUUGAAAAUUACAUUUAUUUAUACAAUUUAGCAUCAAAAAAAUUGUUUCUAAA